Messenger RNA from Symbiodinium pilosum, 615 nucleotides. NCBI's taxonomy places the organism in Eukaryota, Dinophyceae, Suessiales, Symbiodiniaceae. The record is from the annotation of a GenBank genome assembly.
AUGAAGACCGGGCGAAAACUGUCACGACCGAGCAGAGUGCACGAUGCCGCCUUGGAAAAGCAGUUCACCCUGGGUUUCGCCUUUACUGGCGUGGCUUUAGACGCCUUGUGCCGAGGCGACAAUGGGAUUUGGCUCCCUUUGGCGCGAUACCAGGCGCGCAAGGAGCUCAAUCUUGCAGAUGUAGAGCCGGGAGAGGACCCACAGGCCAAGGACCUUGUGGCCUUCAGCCAGGGUCUCGUGAAGGAAGGCGGAAAGGAGCUGGUUCAAGUCACGAGCCGCGCCGUGGGGCACGGCGAUGCUAGACAAAAUAUCUGGAUUCUUCCGGUCUUCGUGGAUCACGACCGUUCUUCGCAUGCGGAGCGGCAGGCUCUACUGGUGUUGCUGCAGGCAGCUCCGAUAGACCCUGUUAGCGAAGGUGUGAAGAAGGGCGUUGAUGGCAAGAUGCGGGUGUUUGCAAGUCACACACCGUGCAUUUCCUGCCUCUCUUCCAUGUGCCAGUUCACCAGAUGUUUCGAAGGAGCCGGCAUCUCUGUGACCUACGACACCUGGAAGGAGACUCGCCGCUGGAUUGGUCUAGAUCCACCCGACGGUGCGAUCCCUGGACCAAGAGUUUGA